Molecule: messenger RNA, 1713 nt
Organism: Darwinula stevensoni
Lineage: Eukaryota; Metazoa; Arthropoda; Ostracoda; Podocopida; Darwinulidae
Source: the annotation of a GenBank genome assembly
CAUUCGUUCUCAAAAUGGCGUCGUUAGCGACGCUCCUGCCUAAUCCCCAAAAGGUAUGGGACCGCGAGAGUGAAGAACAGAAUCGGGCCCAGUUGCAGCAAAAAGCUAUCAUCGCCUUGAAUGCCAAUGCUUUUCCACCUUAUGGGCAACGCGAAGGCUGGGUCCCCCGUAAUCCGGAGGAUUUUGGAGAUGGAGGGGCUUUCCCUGAAGUCCAGGUUGCACAGUAUCCACUCAGUAUGGGAAGGAAGGACAAGCCAUCCACUUCUUCAAAUGCCUUGGCAGUACAGCUGGAUGCUGCAGGACACAUCAAAUAUGACCUCCUUGCUACUCAGGGGCAUGGGAAAGACAAGGUUGUCUAUUCCAAGUUCACUGAUCUCCUUCCCAAAGAGAUGACGGAGGAUGAAAUAGAAAGGCCAGGGGAAGAGGAUAUACAGAAGACAACAGAAAAAACAAGGGAGGCUCUUGAAAAGCUCACUCACAAUAAGAUCUCAGCUGCCAUGCCUGUCAGAGUUGCUGAUAAACUGGAGCCAGCAAAAUACAUCAGGUACACGCCAUCUCAGCAAGGAGCUGCCUUCAAUUCUGGAGCCAAACAGCGUAUCAUCCGGAUGGUUGAAAUCCAGAAAGAUCCCAUGGAACCACCUCGAUUUAAGAUCAAUACGAAGAUCCCUCGUGGACCCCCUUCACCACCUGCUCCAGUAAUGCAUUCCCCAACUCGUAAGGUUACUGUGAAGGAACAGAAAGAAUGGAAGAUCCCACCUUGUAUUUCCAAUUGGAAAAAUGCAAAGGGUUACACGAUUCCUCUGGAUAAGCGGCUUGCAGCUGAUGGCAGAGGACUCCAGCAAGUACACAUCAAUGAAAAUUUUGCCAAGCUAGCCGAAGCCCUGUACAUUGCAGAUAGAAAGGCGAGGGAAGCUGUGGAAAUGAGAGCUCAAUUGGAGAAGAAAUUGGCACAGAAAGAGAAAGAGAAGAAGGAAGAUCACCUCCGACAGCUAGCACAAAAAGCUAGGGAGGAGCGAGCUGGCAUUCAUGCCGCUCCCACUGCUAAGGAUGAUGAGGGUCUGAGGUCACGAGAGAAACUCCGUAUGGAGAGGCACAAAGAACGGCAGAGAGAGAGAAAUCUUGCAAAGUCAGGAGCAGACAAAAGGUCUAAGGCAGAGAAAUUGAGGGACAGGGACAUCAGUGAAAAAAUAGCCUUGGGACUUCCAGAUGCAAGGAAGGCAGCCAGUGGAACACAGUUUGAUCAGAGGCUUUUCAAUCAGAGCAAAGGUAUGGAAUGGAUUCCGGAUUUGGAGAUGAUGAGUCGUACUCGGUUCGUCCCUGACAAGGAAUUCAGUGGCACAGACCGCACUGCUACUAGAACGGGGCCUGUUCCCUUUGAAAAGGAAGAAGAUGAUCCUUUUGGACUGGGUAUGUUCUUGGAAGAUGCAAAGAAGGCCCCAAGCAAGCGACCAGCUGAAGAGAGGGACAAAGACAAGAAGAGAAGAAGAGACUGAAAACCAUGAAACCUCGUGUCAUCAGGAUGAUUGUGAUUUGACUAUUGGAGUGUUAAUAGGCUUCCUGUGUGUGCAUGUGCUGUCACGAUUUGUAUGUAUCACAAUUCUCCAUUGAGAUUUUUUGCUUUUCCAUUGUGUUUUUCUGUAACAUAGAAUGGGAAAAGAACUGAGAUGAGAACGAAAAUAUUUCCAAGUGGGAAAUUGAAUCAUUUGCUGGCUG